Molecule: messenger RNA, 606 nt
Organism: Cyclocybe aegerita
Lineage: Eukaryota; Fungi; Basidiomycota; Agaricomycetes; Agaricales; Hemipholiotaceae
Source: the annotation of a GenBank genome assembly
AUGGCGCUACUAUUGACCGCGAACGUGGCUGGAAGGACGAAUGGACGCAAUGUCGCCAGGUUGUUGCAGAAUCAGUUCCCAGCUGGACCGAGAGCUUUUCGUGUUCCCGGUGUUGACUCACUCAACCAUGCGCGUGGACAACCGGUCUCGUGGCUUGUAACACGUACCGCUAGCAUUAGCGGCCAAGAACUGUUUAAUAAUUAUGGUCUCAAGCCCAACUCGGAACUCAUAUUAGGAUACGGCUUCUCCCUCCCUCAUAAUCCAGAUGACACAAUUGUCCUGAAGGUCGGAGGCAUUGAAGGGAGAUGGGAGAUUGGCCGUGACGCCCAAGGGGCAGAUGGACUCUGGAAAGUAAUCCUUUCAAAAUUCGUCGAGGCAAGUGAUGCAACAUACGAAGAUAUCCUAGAUGCAUCCGGAAUGUUGCAAGAGAUGUUAGAGUCUCUGAUAGAAAAGCUGCCAGAGGAAGAUAUCGCAGGAAACAUUGAAGUCCGUGCAGAUGUCGUGGAGAUGUUUCAUCAUUAUCUUGAGGGUAUGUCGAAUUUGGUAGCUGAAAAACCCCCUGAAGCCCGUUCCCAGGUCAAAAUGCCAUUCUUCGCUCUUUGGUAG